This is a messenger RNA of Coregonus sp. 'balchen', 8013 nucleotides long. The record is from the annotation of a GenBank genome assembly. NCBI's taxonomy places the organism in Eukaryota, Metazoa, Chordata, Actinopteri, Salmoniformes, Salmonidae.
AUGACUAACUCCUCUUCCUCUCUCCAUAGUCUCCACUUCCUGGUAUUCCAUACGGAGGAGGUCCAUGAUGUGUUGCGUAUCUGGGACGGUCCCCAGGACGGAGGGGUCCUCCUGAGGGAGCUCAGCGGCUCGGCCCUUCCCCCUGACGCCCACAGCACCUUCAACGCCGUCAGCCUCCAGUUCACCACCGACUUCUUCACCUCCAAACAGGGCUUCGCUCUGCAGUUCUCUGGUAAGAGGUCGAAUGAUAUAUUGUAUGCAAUGGAAGGAAAAGGGGUAUGUAUGAGUGUUAACCAACUUUACAAUGAAUUGUUCUGUAUAAGAGCUGGGACUCGAUCACAACGUUACCUAUGCAUCUUUAUUGUAGCUACAGCCAAUGGUUCCCAGGGGGAGUUUUGGAUGGACGCUACAUUUAUUAAAAGCUUCAUUCUAACUGUUCAUUUUGAUAUUCUAGUGUAUGUAUAUUGUUUAUUGAUAUAUGUUGAAGCAGCUAUUCUGCAUACCUAGAAAUGAUUAUACUUUUUUAUGUACAAAAAUUGGAAAAAUAUUUCCAAUUAGGAUUCAGUUAGAACUGCCUAUGUACAGCAGGAAAGAGACAGUCUUCUUACCAUCUGAUUAUUAUUUUCUUUCCCCCUCUGUCUCCAGUGUCCACUGCUACGUCAUGUAACGACCCCGGUCUGCCCGCCAACGGGACUCGUAGUGGGGACAGCAGGGAGCCUGGAGACAGUGUGCUGUUCCAGUGUGAUCCCGGUUACGUCCUGCAGGGGGCCACCAAGAUCACCUGCACAGAGAUCAUCAGCCGCUUCUUCUGGCAGCCUGACCCCCCCACCUGCACAGGUAAGACAUGUUAACCCAACCCCCAACCUGCACAGGUAAGACAUGUUAACCCAACCCCCAAUCCGCACAGGUAAGAACACAGCCAGACCCCCCCACUUGCAGAGGUAAGACAUGUUAACCCAACCUGCACAGGUAAGACAUGUUAACCCAACCCCCCACCUGCACAGGUAAAACCCAGUCUGUACCAACGGUACCUACCUACAACCCAGUCUGUACCAACGAUACCUACCUACCUACAGGUAACACCCAGUCACCCAAUGUGUUUACCAACUGAACCUGCCACAACAAGACCUGCUACAGUACUCCAGAUGAUGGCCAUACCAUUUAGUUACUCUGUUACCUGCUACAGUACUCCAGAUGAUGGCCAUACCAUUUAGUUUCUCUGUUACCUGCUACAGUACUCCAGAUGAUGGCCAUACCAUUUAGUUUCUCUGUUACCUGCUACAGUACUCCAGAAGAUGGCCAUACCAUUUAGUUUCUCUGUUACCUGCUACAGUACUCCAGAUGAUGGCCAUACCAUUUAGUUAUCUGUUAUCUGAAGUAUACUCCAAGAUGAUGGCCAUACCAUUUAGUUUUCUCUGUUACACAUGCUACACUUAUACUCCAGAUGAUGGCCAUACCAUUUAGUUUCUCUGUUACCUGCUACAGUACUCCAGAUGAUGGCCAUACCAUUUAGUUUUUUCUGUUACCUGCUACAGUACUCCAAUGAUGGCCAUAACCAUUUAGUUUUCUCCUGUUAUCUGACAUACUCCCAGAUGAGGGCCAUACCAUUUAGUUUCUCUUUCCCCUGCUACAGUACUCCAGAUGAUGGCCAUACCAUUUAGUUUCUUUUUGUUCCCCCUGCUACAGUACUCCCAGAUGAUGGCCAUAACCUUUAGUUUCUUCUGUUACCUGCUACGUACUCUCCAAUGAUGGCCAACCAUUUAGUUUUCUCUGUUACCUGCUAAAAUAUUUCCAGAUGAUGGCCAUACCAUUAGUUUCUCUGUUACCGGGCUACAGUACUCCAGAUGAGGGGCCAAAACCAUUUAUUUUCCCUCUGUUCUUGCUACAGUACUUCCAGAUGAUGGCCAUACCAUUUCGUUUAUCUGUUAUCUGACAGUACUCCAGAUGAUGGCCAUACCAUUUAGUUUCUCUGUUACCUGACAUAGCCUUUCCUACAACCACAACUAGUUUGCAGUACUCGUCCUAUCUGCGCAGCUCAAUACCGGCCAGUAGAUUUUCUACCACUUUCUGACACAGCUACUUUAUAAAACCCUAAGUAGAUCCUCCUCAGUGACAACCAACUCAAUUGACUCUGUCUGUCUGUCUUUCUGUCCCCUGGGUAUCUGUCAGCUGUCUGAUUCUCAGCCCACAGAGAGGCUACCUCCAGAAUGGCCACCUAUUCCCUAGAUGGAGAUAUAAGGGGGGGGGGGGGGGGGGGGGCCAAUUGGGACACAGCCAGAGACAAAGUAGAGACGUGUGAUUUAGAUCCUCUCUGUGACAGCUAGACAGACUCAGACAGCCUCCCAGACAGAAGGACAGACUGACGUUGGGCUCCGCUCAGAGAGAGAGAGAGAGAGAGAGAGAGAGAGAGAGAGAGAGAGAGAGAGAGAGAGAGAGAGAGAGAGAGACAGAGACAGAGAGACAGAGAGAGAGAGAGACAGAGAGAGAGAGAGAGAGAGAGAGAGAGAGAGAGAGAGAGAGAGAGAGGGAGAGAGAGGGGGGGGGAGAGAGAGAGGGGGGGAGUCGCUAGUUAACAACAGCAAUUCAUACAUUGUAAUUAGCUUCCUUGUUUAAUUAGGGCCAGGAUUAAUUCGUUUGAACGUUCCUUUGAAAACACAAACAGAGGGAGAGAGGUCAUGAGUCGUGGGUGUUCCUGGCUCCAAAAGGUUCACAGGUGAAAACCUAACAGGGUUUAAUGUCGACAGGCAUUAGCGGAGUCUCAAUACUGUUGAACCGCUUAAUGGCACCUUUAUUGACUUAGCCAAAUAUAUUAUAUGGGCUCUGACUACACUGACUUGGUCAAAUACAGUUUGGGCCCCAUCCACAAAGGAGUUCUUUAGUGACUUACCCCAAUACAGUAUACACACAGGGGUCUGUUUGGCUCGAUAGCAAACCACAUACCCUCAGAAGCUAGAGCUAGCUAUGGUAAUAUAAUUCAGCACAUGAAGCCAAGGGAUUGGAUCCUGCAGUUAUUUAGUCAGGUAUCCAUAUAGGAUAUUUCAGGUGAUUUAGCCCACCACAAUGCAUAUUUUUUUUAGCUCAAUAGGAAAACCACAUGCCCACAGAAGUUAGUGACAGUUUAAUCUCAUCUAGCGGUCUGCUAUGUGUUAGCAGAUUAGCCUGGUGACGAGGAUUGUGAAAGUGUGAUUCAGCAGGUAAAUGGGUUCUUCAGUGCCUUACUGCUCCUACAUCAUUGGAACUACUUUAUAAUGUGAUCUUGUUCUCUUUAUCAGUCUCUACUUCUCAUGUUUCCUCUCCUCUCUCUCUCCCUGUAUCAUCAUGUUUCCUCUCUCUCCCUGUAUCAUCAUGUUUCCUCUCUCUCCCUGUAUCAUCAUGUUUCCUCUCUCUCCCUGUAUAAUCAUGUUUCCUCUCUCUCCCUGUAUAAUCAUGUUUCCUUUCCUCUCUCUCCCUGUAUCAUCAUGUUUCCUCUCUCUCCCUGUAUCAUCAUGUUUCCUCUCCUCUCUCUCCCUGUAUCAUCAUGUUUCCUCUCCUCUCUCUCCCUGUAUCAUCAUGUUUCCUCUCCUCUCUCUCCCUGUAUCAUCAUUGUUUCCUCUCCUCUCUCCCUGUAUCAUCGUUUCCUCUCCUCUCUCCCUGUAUCAUCAUGUUUCCUCUCCUCUCUCUCCCUGUAUCAUCAUGUUUCCUCUCCUCUCUCUCCCUGUAUCAUCAUGUGUUUCCUCUCCUCUCUCUUCCUGUAUCAUCAUGUUUCCUCUCCUCUCUCUCCCUGUAUCAUCAUGUUUCCUCUCCUCUCUCUUCCUGUAUCAUCAUGUUUCCUCUCCUCUCUCUUCCUGUAUCAUAGCUCCAUGUGGGGGGAACCUGACGGGCCCCACUGGGCUGAUCCUGUCCCCAGAGUACCCAGAGCCGUAUCCUCACGGACGAGAGUGUGACUGGACCGUCUCUGUCACCCCCGACUACGUCAUCGCACUCAACUUCAACCAGUGAGCAUGACACUAAUUACAUCUAACUACAUCCUAACGUCAAAUCAAAUGUUCACUUUGUCAUGCAUUGAUGCCAAUGGGAGACUUCAAGUCGAAGUUUGGAUUGUCCCCCAUGCAAGGACAGUGUGAAUGUUGAUGUCAACUAAUAUCAAUGUGCCUGAGUUAUUAGCACCCACGUUAUUCCCUGGUCAGUUCAUAUGGUCUAGAAUGCUCCUUACCCAUGUUAUUCCCUGGUCAGUUCAUAUGGUCUAGAAUACUCCUUACCCACGUUAUUCCCUGGUCAAUUCAUAUGGUCUAGAAUACUCCUUACCCACGUUAUUCCCUGGUCAGUUCAUAUGGUCUAGAAUACUCCUUACCCACGUUAUUCCCUGGUCAGUUCAUAUGGUCUAGAAUACUCCUUACCCACGUUAUUCCCUGGUUAGUUCAUAUGGUCUAGAAUACUCCUUACCCACGUUAUUCCCUGGUUAGUUCAUAUGGUCUAGAAUACUCCUUACCCACGUUAUUCCCUGGUUAGUUCAUAUGGUCUAGAAUACUCCUUACCCACGUUAUUCCCUGGUCAGUUCAUAUGGUCUAGAAUACUCCUUACCCACGUUAUUCCCUGGUUAGUUCAUAUGGUCUAGAAUGCUCCUUACCCAAUACCUGACACAAUUAUACUACCGUUCAAAGUUUUGGGUCACUUAGAAAUGUCCUUGUUUUUGAAAGAAAAGCAAUUUUUUUGUCCAUUAAAAAACAUCAAAAUUGAUCAGAAAUACAGUGUAGACAUUGUUAACGUUGUAAAUGGCUCUUGUACCUGGAAACGGCUGUGUUUUUAAUGGAAUAUCUACAGAGGCGUACAGAGGCCCAUUAUCAGCAACCAUCAGUCCUGUGUUCCAAUGGCACGUUGUGUUUGCUAAUCCAAGUUUAUCAUUUUAAAAGGCUAAUUGAUCAUUAGAAAACCCUUUUGCAAUUAUGUUAGCACAGCUGAAAACUGUUGUGCUGAUUAAAGAAGCAAUAAAACUGGCCUUCUUGAGACUAGUUGAGUAUCUGGAGCAUCAGCAAUUGUGGGUUCGAUUACAAGCUAAAAAUGGCCAGAAAUAAAUAUUUUUUUUUCUGAAACUCGUCCGUCUAUUCUUGUUCUGAGAAAUGAAGGCUAUUCCAUGCGAAAAAUUGCCAAGAAACUGAAGAUCUCGUACAACGCUGUGUACUACUCCCUUCACAGAACAGCACAAACUGGCUCUAACCAGAAUAGAAAGAGGAGUGGGAGGCCCCGGUGCACAACUGAGCAAGAGGACAAAUACAUUAGAGUGUCUAGUUUGAGAAACAGCCGCAUCACAGGUCCUCAAUUGGCAGCUUCAUUAAAUAGUACCCACAAAACACCAGUCUCAACGUCAACAGUGAAGAGGCAACUCUGGGAUGCUGACCUUCUAGGCAGAGUUGCAAAGAAAAAUACAUAUCUCAGACUGGCCAAUAAAAAGACAAGAUUAAGAUGGGCAAAAGAACACAGACAAUGGACAGAGGAAGAUUGGAAAAAAGUGUUAUGGACAGACAACUCGAAGUUUGAGGUGUUCGGAUCACAAAGAAGAACAUUUGUGAGAUGCAGACCAAAUGAAAUGAUGCUGGAGGAGUGCUUGAUGCCAUCUGUCAAGCAUGGUGGAGGCAAUGUGAUGGUCUGGGGGUGCUUUGGUGGUGGUAAAGUCUGAGAUUUGUACAGGGUAAAAGGGAUCUUGAAGAAGGAAGGCUAUCACUCCAUUUUGCAACGCCAUGCCAUACCCUGUGGACGGCGCUUGAUUGGAGCCAAUUUCCUCCUACAGCAGGACAGUGACCCAAAGCACAGCUCCAAACUAUGCAAUAACUAUUUAGGGAAGAAGCAGUCAGCUGGUAUUCUGUCUAUAAUGGAGUGGCCAGCACAGUCACCGGAUCUCAACCCUGUUGAGCUGUUGUGGGAGCAGCUUGACCGUAUUGUACGUAAGAAGUGCCCAUCAAGCCAAUCCAACUUGUGGGAGGUGCUUCAGGAAGCAUGGGGUGAAAUCUCUUCAGAUUACCUCAACAAAUUGACAACUACAAUGCCAAAGGUCUGCAAGGCUGUAAUUGCUGCAAAUGGAGGAUUCUUUGACGAAAGCAAAGUUUGAAGGACACAAUUAUUAUUUCAAUUAAAAAUCAUUAUUUCUAACCUUGUCAAUGACUACAUUUCCUAUGCAUUUUGCUAUAUGUACUAUUCUAACCCAUUUCAUGUACUGUAUGUUUUCAUAUAAAACAAGGACAUUUCUAAGUGACCCCCAAACUUUUGAACGGUAGUGUAUCUUUUCUAAUGUAACCUACUCUCUCCUUCUCUGUGUUGUUCAGGUUCGGUCUGGAGCCCAGCUAUGACUUCCUCCAUAUCUAUGAUGGUCCUGACUCCCUCCACCCUCUGCUGGGGAGUUUCUACGGUACUGACGUCCCCGACCGCAUCGAGAGCAGCUCCAACACACUCUUCCUCGCCUUCCGCAGUGACGCAUCGCUCAGCAGCAACGGCUUCGUCCUGCAGUACACAGGUAGGUCGCCCCCCUCGUGGCGGGAGGAGUAAAGUUCUUCUCUGUUUUUGUUUAUUUUGUAGUAGUGGUACAUUUGAGAGUGAUUUCAUUUUCGUGUUUUACUUUACUUAUUUGGGUUCGUCUGUCCUUAAAAGCAUAGACUGUUAUCAUCGGUUUGUGUAUUAGCUAGAUAAAGCAUUGUGGCUUUUGAAUCACUUGUGUGAUUUACCCUUGUUGUGUACAUUUCAUAGUAUUCUCUCUGACUGCUAGUUUGUGUCAUUUUCUAACAAUGACUGGCAUUGUAUUUGUUGUGCCUGCUCUGAGGCUUCUAAACCACUGGGAUUUUCUAACAAUGACUGGCAUUGUAUUUGUUGUGCCUGCUCUGAGGCUUCUAAACCACUGGGAUUUUCUAACAAUGACUGGCUUUGUAUGUGUUGUGCCUGCUCUGAGGCUUCUAAACCACUGGGAUUUUCUAACAAUGACUGGCUUUGUAUGUGUUGUGCCUGCUCUGAGGCUUCUAAACCACUGGGAUUUUCUAACAAUGACUGGCUUUGUAUGUGUUGUGCCUGCUCUGAGGCUUCUAAACCACUGGGAUUUUCUAACAAUGACUGGCUUUGUAUGUGUUACGCCUGUUCUGAGGCAUAUUGCUGAAAUGGAUUCACCCCCUGUACUUACCGACCUUGUACAUUGUUCCAUUAAACUCCCAACUGUUUCACAUCCAAAGUGCGCCGGAUUAGACAUGUGAAAACGGCUUCAGAGAAGAAUCUGAGCUUUAGUGUCUUGUUGUCUUGAUCACCCCCUCAAUGCGCCGUGCUCUGGCUCGGCUUAAUUAUCGACCCCUAGCUUUUCUAGCAGCAAACCAGAGAAUAAUUAUGAACAUUAAAACAAGGAGAGAGGUAGUAGAGUGAGAGUAGGAGUGAGAGUGAGAGUGAGAGUGAGAGAGAGAGAGAGAGAGAGAGAGCGAGAGAAGAGAGAGAGAGAGAGAGCGAGAGAGAAGAGAGAGAGAGAGAGAGAGAGAGAGAGAGAGAGAGAGAGAGAGAGAGAGAGAGAGAGAGAGAGGGUUAAAGCUCUGUUUGAUCAAGUAGCCUGUAAACUCUGUUUGGGGUAAUCAGAGUCAGCUUUGAACAUAUUACUGAACUUCACUAAACGCGUUGGUGUUGAAUAAGGUAUGUUGGGUAAUAUGAGUACUUUACAUUUUGGAAGGUUAAAGUUAGAAGAGAUAAAAGGAAAUCAGAGAUUAAAGGACAUGAGAGAUUAAAGGAAAAUAAUAGCCUAUACCCUCUGUUUGGGAUCAUUUAAGUAAACAUUACGUUUUGGUUAAUGGGAAAUACAUCUUUGGGGUAGUACAGUAUAUUUAACUAUAGCAUUUUAUGAGCUGGGUUUUGUGUAAUGGUGAGGAAGGAGAGGAAAGGAGAAGGUUGGAGAGGAGAUGUGAGGAGAGAAGAGGAGAGGAGAGGAGAGGAGAGGAGAGGAGAGGAGAGAGAGGAGAGGGAGAGGAGAGGAGAGGAGAGGAGAGGAGAGGAGAGGAGAGGAGAGGAGAGCGGAAGAUA